This is a messenger RNA of Mytilus trossulus (common blue mussel), 3694 nucleotides long. RefSeq lists its product as uncharacterized. The record is from RefSeq and is a predicted model, not a curated record. The transcript is spliced from 5 exons. Gene Ontology annotation, molecular function: growth factor activity. Bases 605 to 1489 code for a protein of 294 amino acids. Lineage: Eukaryota; Metazoa; Mollusca; Bivalvia; Mytilida; Mytilidae.
AUGAACUCUAGUUUAUCACUAUACCAGGUGACUGUUGUGAGACUAGUUUGUGUACGCUUAGCCUCAAAUAUGAAAUAUAUAAAAGUGAAAUCAAUUAGCGUCAUAAUGAGUGUUAUAUAAUGUGCAUUAUAAUUAUAAAUAUUGGAAGAACCAUAAAAGCAUAUCAGUUUGGAUUAAAUUACAACAAAAAAAGUUUUUUGAUUUUUAAAAGUUAAAAAAAUCUCGACAAGAUGGAUAUAUCUUACUGCACAUGUUUUAAAAGUGGUAUUAGUUUAUAUCUAGUUCAUUUUGUAAUAUGUGAUACUUGUCUAAUGUAAUCAUUUGUGUGAAAUGUAACUUGGGAUUAAAUGUUUUCUUUGCGCAAAUUUUAUUUUCAGUUUUAACAUGGAAACCUACUUACAAACAUAGUUUUUCACUAUUUUUCGGAUAGAGAUUUUUCAUAUAUUUUAUAAUUCGUAAUUUUAUCGCACCACUAUAUAGCAGUGAUUACUGUGGAAUAAUUACCGUAUGUUUUCCAUGAAAGUAAACCCCUCUAGAUGGCCAAGUGACUACUUAAGCAUCUUAACAUGGCCAAAAGCUUCCGAUACCGGGGUCUUGACGCAUUAUGAGGAAAAGUGCUACAGGAUUUAGCUAUCGAUGCAGGUUGACUACUCUGCUGCUCAUUUUACAAGUGUAUAUUGUUGACGCUUCUAAGAUUUCUACAAAAUUUAAACCCGAUCUAGGUUUAAAAGAAAGCACCUUUCCAAAGAUAAAUACUGAUAAUCGUUUCGUAUUUGCUGAAGUCUUUAAACCAAACUUAGGCAUUGAUGAAAACCCGAUUCCUGACAAAGAGAAUCAAGAACCAAGUCGAAGACGGCGAUAUAGGAUCCAAUCUCGCUGUAGUGAGAUGAACGUUCGAAUCAAACCAGGAACAAGGCGUAAUUCUAUUGAUGCAUCAGGCAAUAAGACGCCACCUGGUCGUUAUACAUCAAUAAUCAUGGAAUCUAUAGGUCGUAACGGACUAGUUAGAUUGCAAGGUGAAGACAGUCUUAUGUACUUAUGUUUCAACAAUAAAGGAAGAUUAAGAGCACGGCAUCAUCCACUUGAUAGUUGUAAUCUAGUUUACAACAUUACACAUGACAGCUAUUAUCAGUUCCGUUUAGCGGAUGAAGAACAUAACUGGUUCAUAGGUUUCAAGAAGAAAAAGUUGAGAAAUUCUGUUCGAGGUAAAGCGUUACCAGGCUAUAAAAAGAAGCCAAACUCACGUUUAGAAAGGUGCUAUGACUUCACAUUAAUAGCGAUAGAUCAACAUAUUACAACGCCGUCACCGUAUAGUCCAGUUAAUUUUAAUGAAUAUAGUGAUAAUUGGAACCCACAAAAAACAUUUCAUAAAUUAAGACAUAUGAAAAGAUAUGAAGGAAUGAUCACAAAUCGACACAGAAAAAUGAACAGACGGCGGCAGAAAAAGAAAAGAAAAAAAUCAAAGAAGCGAAAACUACCUGGUAGAUGAAUAUAGAAAACUUAGCAUUGUUUUCAAUUAUUUAACAUAUGCAUUCCGAAUGAGAACGAGCUGUGAUGGGAAAGAGGCUGUGAUUUGUGUAGCACGUGACAGAAGAUAAUUCUGAUAAAUCAUUCGAAUGCAACUCUACGGGCUUUCAUUUAUUUGUAAAAUGAGCAGUGACAGAGGGACUGUUACGGAGGUUGAUUUAUUCAUAACGGAUGGAAACUUCCUAUUCGUGUAAUCUUACAUUGAAUGUUAACCUUUUUCGUUUACGACACGAGAUUAUAGCUUUAUGCAUGAACACAUAAGAAAAUGUAUAGUGUUGUACAAACUAGGAUGACUACCUCCUAAGUAUAUAUAGACCAUUAAGGCAUUGUAAAAUAUAAGAAAUCCUUGAGCAAAAACCAAUAAAUUUCCAGAGACCUAAAAUGUGCAUUUAUUACCAGUGAAACAUUGGUCGGAAACACGGGUAAAAUUACGCAUUACGUAUGCAAUCACACUAUAGAGAGACCAUAGCAUUGCUAUAACAGAUCUCCGAAACAAUGACUAUUGUGUCUUUUGUCUGAUAGAUAGAACUAAGUUUCGGUAUGAAGGUUGUCAUGAUUUCGAUAUAUUUUACUUUCAUAAUAUUUUCAUAUGGAAAUAUGAAAGUGCAAGUUUUUUAGUUUGAAUUGAUGUAAUGACGUAAAAUAGACAUCUAAAUCCACUGUUUCGGAGAUCAUGUCAUCUAUUGUUUUUACACACCUUCUUGUGAUAUUUUUUAAGUAAUUUUUUGUUAAACGAACAUAUAUAGUGUAAUAAAUGUUGUCAUAAAUAGCUAAUCUGCAUAGCAGUUAUGUUCUAUCCUAAUUUUGUCUUAUGUCUGUAUAUUACGUCAUUAUAUUAUUAUUACAUUACACAUUCCAAUUCAGGUAUUUUCAUCUAUAUCAUACAAUAAAGACAUGAUAAAAUUGUAACUGUCUUCUUCUGCAAUAAAUUGUAAUUAUUUUAAAAUUCUGAUAUUUUUGUAGGAGUAUGUGCGAUAGAACACUAAUUGCCCCCCAAAAAUCAGAGAAAAAAAUAUGUUUAUUUUGCUUGUUCAAUGUAUGUUCAAGUUUAUAUUACAGUAUAUUUAAUUUAAUUUAGUUACAUGUGAGGCUAACAGCUGAAAAAUGCAUCUCUGGAAUAUACAAUUUAAACAAACUAAAUCUUUGCACAACAGAUAUCUUCUGGUUUCAUCGUUUAGUUUGCAUUCUUGUAUUCUUGUACAUGUGAAUUCCCCACCCAUGUAAGCAAAAUACAUCACGUUAUCAAUAAAGUUAUACUAUUGAUGUAGUGUUACAGUAUAUUUAUUUAUUUUAUUUAUUGUCAAUAUAGUGAACCAAAUAAGGAACUUAUCGCAUAUACUCCUUAGUAGUAAUAUGAAAAAGGUAAACAAAUACGAGCUAUGAGUUCUGUAAUUUUAUAUCUAGUCAUGAACAUGGCAUUUUGUUACAUUAAAUGCAUGCCUUCUUUAUAGCAUGAAAUAACUUUUUUUUCCAUUUCUUUGAUAAAGAAAUUUCCGUGCCUUUUCACGAAUCAACAACAUUUUCUUGCUAGAUUAAAUAAUUAAUAAAUGUUCAGUGUGCAGUACAAAUGAAUUACUCCUUUUAAAACCUGUUGAGGGUUUUCCAGAUAUUUCACGAAGUUAAACAAUGCAAACAAAAAAUAUAAUUCUCAAUUGAAUAUGUGACCGCUCCACAUAAAGUUAACCCACCAUGUGUUCAACAAAAUUUAAUAAUAUUUAAAAAAAAAUGAGGCUUUUAGGUAUUUUCCAUUUCUAUUGAAAGCAUCAAAAAUUUUGUUGACUUGCAUGAACAAAACAUAUUGUACAAUAAUUUUUCUUCUAAUUGAAAUCAUACUGUAAUCAAAUUAUUACAAGAGACAGUAAGAUUUGAAAUCAAAACCAAAUUUUGAUAGAGAACUCUGGGCAUGUGAAUAAUGCGUUUUUUUCCUUUCCGAAUUUGGUUUGACCUUUACUGGAAAAACUUGGCCAGUAAAGAUAUUAUGAUGGUGCCUAUAUAUGCUUUAUUGUUAUUGUUUUGUAUGUAAAUAUUGACUGUAGUAUAUUGUUAUAUAUGCCAAAGAUAUAUUUAUUAAAUAUUGCAAUUUUUUGUUAUAAAUGUCCCAUCAAAUUUGUAUUGAUGCACUUAGUGCAGUAGAUACAAACGCAGAAAUAAAAAAUUAUAAAUAUAA